UCAUAACUUCUUUUAUAUUAUGGCUGCUGAUAUCAAAUUCAACAGCUCCUUAACGCCCUGCGAUCCUUACUACAAACCCGUUUUGAUCAUUGGGCAACUGCGUCAUUUAAAUUUGCUAAACUUUUCAAAUGUAUCCAGUAAAUUGAACCCACGCGUCGAUGAGACUACUUUCAAAAAUGCUAUUUCUUGUUUACAUCCUUCGCCCACGGACAAAUGCUCGCUUUACUUGGAUUGUGCCACUAUAGCAGCUGUACCGCUCAAGUGCUCACGUCACAAUACACCAUCGCGUGCUCACGCUAUUACUCGCCUUGUUAGAACCCAUAUUAUGCAUUCAAACGAAGAAAAUGUUGUUAUUGUUUGCGAUCGUAGUGACCUAUUUGCUAGUGCCUGUGCCGUAGCACGUGCCUUUCCACUGUAUUCUAGAAAAACUGGCGGUGGCCAGAACAAAGCCGAUAAUUGUACGCAAGAUGAGGUUAUGGGUAACGAUGCUGAUGGAGAUACUGGCACUGGUCCAAUAAUAAAUGUAGAAUUUAUUAUCAUCGAAAAGGAUGGCCAAGUUUCAGAAGAGCCACUGGAUACAACGGAUAUCGCUUGCAUCGAGGAAGCGGCUCGUGGCAUACGUCUCGCUGCACGUAUCGUAGAUAUGCCAUGCAAUGAGAUGAACGUCAGUCAUUUCAUAAAGGAAGCUGAUCUUGUAGCGAACGAGUUGGGUAUUACACCCAUUGUUAUUCGUGGCGAAGAACUAAAUGAACGUGGUUUCGGUGGGAUAUAUGGUGUUGGUAAGGCAGCUGCUGUGCCACCGGCAUUGGUGGUGCUCUCUUAUGAGCCAAAAGGUGCACAUGAUACUGUAGCACUGGUGGGCAAGGGUAUUGUUUAUGACACUGGUGGUUUAAGUAUUAAAGGCAAAACUGUCAUGCCGGGAAUGAAGCGUGACUGUGGUGGUGCUGCUGCCAUUCUGGGUGCCUUCUAUGCUGCUGUGAAAUGCGGUUUCAAAGAAAACUUGCACGCAGUCCUGUGCUUAGCGGAGAACGCAGUUGGGCCCAAUGCAACGAGACCGGAUGAUGUGCACACUUUGUAUUCGGGACGCACUGUUGAAAUUAACAACACAGACGCCGAAGGACGACUCGUACUGUCUGAUGGUGUUAGUUAUGCACACAAGGAUCUAAAAGCUAAUAUCAUUCUGGAUAUGGCAACAUUAACAGGUGCACAGGGCAUUGCCACAGGCAAAUUUCAUGGGGCCAUACUCACCAACUCCGAAGAAUGGGAAACCAAAGCAUUGGAAGCCGGACGUAAAUCUGGUGAUUUAUUAGCGCCAAUAGUUUACUCACCGGAAUUGCAUUUUUCUGAAUUCGCGUCAGCCAUUGCCGAUAUGAAAAACUCAGUUGCGGUAAGUAAGGAUCGCAACAACGGUCAACCGUCCUGCGCUGGUCUUUUUGUUGGCGCACAUCUUGGUUUUGAUUAUCCUGGCGUUUGGAUGCAUGUCGAUAUGGCCGCACCUGUGUCAACGGGCGAACGUGCUACUGGUUAUGGCGUAGCACUGCUGCUAACACUCUUCGGUAACUACACUAAAUGCAGUAUGCUGCAAUCGAUAGCGCCAAACGAAGCGGAACCGCCAACGAAGCGCGUUUGUCGUGAUUAGGCAACAACAAUGAGAGCAUCUACAACACAACACCAUCAAGCGCUCUACAAUCUAUCACCAAAACCAAGGGUAUUCAGCGUGUAACGCAAGCAUGUUCAGUUUGAUGCGACAGAAAACAGCGGGUGAGGGGAGUAGCAGUUACAAAAAAAAAAAAAGUGCAAAUAACGGCAAUCAUUGCUGCUUGUCUAUUCGCUGUAAUUCUUUUACUGAUUUUUCAUUGAAUUUUAUUUUUUUGAUUUUUUUUUUUGAUAUUUCUUUUCGGUGGCGUAUAACCAAUGUGUAUGCUCUCCAGUUCAUUUUCAAUUUCAAUUGUAGAGGAUAUUAUCUGCAAAUUCUACUUACUAUUCUUUAUCUUGUAUUAUGGAAGAAAAAAA
This is a messenger RNA of Rhagoletis pomonella (apple maggot), 2013 nucleotides long. RefSeq names its product probable aminopeptidase NPEPL1. Gene Ontology annotation, biological process: proteolysis. The record is from RefSeq and is a predicted model, not a curated record. The transcript has 6 exons. Gene Ontology annotation, cellular component: cytoplasm. Gene Ontology annotation, molecular function: manganese ion binding; metalloaminopeptidase activity. Bases 20 to 1639 code for a protein of 539 amino acids. NCBI's taxonomy places the organism in Eukaryota, Metazoa, Arthropoda, Insecta, Diptera, Tephritidae.